Molecule: messenger RNA, 1327 nt
Organism: Lepidothrix coronata (blue-crowned manakin)
Lineage: Eukaryota; Metazoa; Chordata; Aves; Passeriformes; Pipridae
Gene: INSM1
Product: INSM transcriptional repressor 1
Exons: 1
Biological process (GO): neuron differentiation; regulation of cell cycle process; negative regulation of transcription by RNA polymerase II
Cellular component (GO): transcription repressor complex; nucleus
Molecular function (GO): DNA-binding transcription repressor activity, RNA polymerase II-specific; RNA polymerase II cis-regulatory region sequence-specific DNA binding
Source: RefSeq, a predicted model, not a curated record
GCCGCGCCGCCGCCCCCGCCGCGAGACUCGCCGCCGCCCGUGCCCUUCGGGACGCCCGAUGCCGCCGUGCAGGCGCUGUACAGCCCCACGCGGCCCGUCAGCAGGGACAAGUACCUGGAGCGCGGCUUCAGCCUGGGCUCACCCGUCUCGGCCGAGUCCUUCCCCGCCCCGGCCGUGCCUGGCACCAUGGACCCGCUCCUAUUCGCCCCGGCCGAGCUCAAGCUCUGGGCCGCCGCCGGCCACGUCGAGCCGCCCGCCGCCCACCCCGGCCCCGGCGGAGCCCCCGCGCCGCCCGCCCCGGCCGCGCCGCCCGCCUCGGGCCGCCCGCCGCCCAACAAGCGCCCGCCGGGCGCGGCCGAGCCCGGGCGGCACAAGGCCCCGUCGGGCAAGAAGACGAAGGCGAUCCGCAAGCUGACCUUCGAGGACGAAGUGACCACCUCGCCCGUGCUGGGGCUGCGCAUCAAGGAGGGCCCGGUGGAGGCGCCGGCCAAGGCGCGGGGCGGCUGCGCCCGCCCGCUGGGCGAGUUCAUCUGCCAGCUCUGCAAGGAGGAGUACGGGGACCCCUUCGCGCUGGCGCAGCACCGCUGCUCCCGCAUCGUCCGGGUGGAGUACCGCUGCCCCGAGUGCGACAAGGUCUUCUCCUGCCCCGCCAACCUCGCCUCCCACCGCCGCUGGCACAAGCCGCGCCCGCCCGCAGCCAAGGGUGGCCCCGAGGCGGGCCGGGCACCGGCCGCGGCCCCGGGCCCGGCGGAGGAGCCGCCGAAGGAGGCGAGCGGCGGCAGCGGCAGCGAGCGGGACACGCCGAGCCCUGGCGGAGCCUCGGAGGCGGGCUCCGAGGAGGGGCUCUUCGAGUGCCCCCGCUGCUCCAAGCGGUUCCGCCGGCAAGCCUACCUGCGCAAGCACCUGCUGGGGCACACCGCCCCGGCCCCCGCAUCCGCACCGGCACCCGCACCGGCCCCCGCGCCGGCCCCGGAGCCCGCUGCCGAGGAGCCGCCCGCCGCCGAGUGCCGCCUCUGCCCCGUCUGCGGGGAGACCUUCCCCAGCAAGAGCAGCCAGGAGCGGCACCUGCGCCUCCUCCACGCCGCCCAGGUCUUCCCCUGCAAGUACUGCCCGGCCACCUUCUACAGCUCGCCCGGCCUCACCCGGCACAUCAACAAGUGCCACCCCUCGGAGAACCGGCAGGUCAUCCUGCUCCAGGUGCCGCUGCGUCCCGCCUGCUGAGCCGCCCGUGCCUUCCCCGCCGGCCCCGCGCCGCUCCCCCGGGGCCGCCACACGAUUAGCUUUAAUACGGCUUGCGACCUGCUGGAAUCUGGCUUUACACUUACCU